GCACUGAUGAGGUGGCAUAGAUAGGCAGCACUGAUGGGCACUGUUAGGAGGCACUGAUGAGCUGGCACUGAUGAUACUACACUGAUAGGUGGCACUGAUGGAAAGCACUGAUGGAUGGCACUGCUGGGCACAGGUGGGUGGCACUGAUGGAGGGCACUGCUGGGCACAGGUGGGUGGAACUGAUGGGCACAGGUGGGUGGCAGUGCUGGGCACUGAUAAUCAGGGCACUUAUCAUCAGUGCCCUGAUGAUCAGUGCCGAUCCCUUUGCUGACAAUUGCCGGUUCUCUGCAGUACUUUCCUCACGCUGUGACAGCGUGAGGAAAGUGCAGCGGAUAGCCGGAAAC
Staurois parvus is the source of this 344-nucleotide messenger RNA. The record is from the annotation of a GenBank genome assembly. Lineage: Eukaryota; Metazoa; Chordata; Amphibia; Anura; Ranidae.